Messenger RNA from Zingiber officinale, 2148 nucleotides. Its product is annotated as myosin-1-like. The transcript is spliced from 6 exons. Gene Ontology annotation, molecular function: actin filament binding; microfilament motor activity. Bases 341 to 1810 code for a protein of 489 amino acids. Gene Ontology annotation, biological process: actin filament organization; vesicle transport along actin filament. Gene Ontology annotation, cellular component: cytoplasm; actin cytoskeleton; vesicle. NCBI's taxonomy places the organism in Eukaryota, Viridiplantae, Streptophyta, Magnoliopsida, Zingiberales, Zingiberaceae. The record is from RefSeq and is a predicted model, not a curated record.
UCGAAGGCGUGCUCGUCCGGAAAUUUGAAUCUUCGGCGGAUCAAAAGCCCUAAAAUUGGUCAAUCGAUCCCAGCGUGGCGGAAACUGAAGAUUAGGGUUAUGAUUCAUGGAUUUCAGGUCGCAGUGAUCGCUUUUCUCUUUUGGUCGCCGAAGAUUGCGGGAGAAGCCGAAGCUUAAAGUGCAAGAUUUUUCAGCUUUUCGGGUGGGUUUCUGGUUCAGUCGCCCACCUCUUUCCCUGCUGAAUCUGAUCAGAAUGGCGAGCUCUGGGGAAGACGAACGCUUUUGACUGCGGAUUCGGAGCAGAUCGCACGGAGGUUUGUUUGUUUGUUUUUUUUUUUUGAUGUUGUCUACUCGCGCCAUGGGCGGCGAUGGGUUCGAUCGGAGCACUCUGGAGGCGAUGCUGGACGCCAUCCGGCAGGGGGAUGAGCAGCCUAAGGAUCUGCCGCCGGCUCUACCCGCUCGGCCAACCUCGAGGGGUCGCCUGCCCACUUCAAGGAGAUUUGUGUCCGCGAGGCCUAAUCACGAAGCCAGUGAUCCAGGAAUGAAUGAUAAGGAUGUGGCGGUGUCCCAAAGUGGAAUUUUUGGCAGCAAGAAGUGCUUGGGGAUUCCAGAACUGCUGCGCUAUGAGGAAACAGUGCAGGCUGCCAAUAUCACAGUGUUUGUGCCUUGCAAGAAGUUGGAUUGCGGAGGCAGCGACAAGCGUACCGUAAGCGAGUGUACUGGCUUGGAAGAUGAUGCUAGAAAUCAAACUAUGCAAGCAAUUCUUUGGGUGCAGAAGAAUUUUCGAGGUCUCCAAGCUCGUUCGCAUUUUAAACAGCUGAAGGCAGCAGCAACUCAUUUACAAUCAUUUGUUCGAGGUGAAAGCGAAAGGCAAAAGUUUGCAGUGUUGAUAAGGAGGUGUUGUUCAGCUAUUGUGAUCCAAAAGCAUGCACGACGGCGAUCUGCUACGGCUGCCUUUAACGCCCAACUCAGGGAUGUUGUGCUAUUGCAGUCCGCCAUUCGUGGUUGGCUAGCAAGGCAAGGAGUCAUUGUCUCGAGUGCUGCUUCGAAGGGAAGGCAAACGUCGAACCUCAUUGAAGGAAACACAAGGAGAGAAUCAACAAGUGACCAUGUUGAAGUUAUUAAGGACACAAACAAUGAGCAGAGUCAGAUUUACCAUGCUUUGGCUGAACUCCGAAGUCAGCUGCUGAAAACUGAAGCAGCACUGCAGGAGAAAGAAGAAGAAAAUGCUAUGUUGAAACAGAGGCUUCAGGAGUAUGAUAUAAGGUGGUCAAACUAUGAAUCGAAAAUGAAAUCGAUGGAGGCGACAUGGCAGGGACAAUUGAAUUCUUUGCAGAUGAACUUUGCAGCCGCAAGAAAAUCCCAUGCUUUGGAGGAGAUACCAAAGCAAAACAGAAGGCAGGAGACACCUAAACCUAACCAUUAUUGUAACUUUGAAACCUCUUCUUCUUCUGAGGUUCAACCUCUCAAAGACAUGCUAUCAAAACUCCAAAAGAAUUCUAAUUCAGUGCCAAUGAGAAACCGUGAUGCUGCCCCAAGUUCGGUCGUUCAGCUUACGGAGGAGUUUGAUCGGCAACAAAGGAUAUUCGACAAUGAUGCUGUUUUAGUCAAUGGAGCAAAAUCAGAGCAAUGUGCAGCCAAUAUAAACCAUUUACAAGAGCUUCGAGAACUCAAAGCUCGUUUUGCUUCGUGGAAAAAAGAUUAUAAGGUGCGAUUGAGGGAGGCAAAGAUGGAAUUACUAAAGCUCGGCAGUCCUGAAGAGAAAGUAGGCACACGGAAGCAUUGGUGGUGCACUGCUAGAAUAAAAUGACCCAGUCAACUGAAUCCAUUUUUGUUCUUCUGGUAUUACAAUUUCAGUGAUACCAUCACAUUGUUCAUCCGAUUACAACAUCCAACUCAUUGAGUGAUUGUUUGCGGCGUCAGAGACGCAAAGAAGCAAGCCUUGUAUGAUUCAUAUUGCUUGUAGGUUCCACACAUUAUUGUCAAGAUUCAGGCAGAGAAUUGCCCCUUCUAUGAAUCAUUGAAAUUUACAUGUAGAGAAGAUAGAGAAGUGUGUUCAUGAAUUUUGUAUUUUUUAUAUUUAGUUUGUACUUUGUUUCCCCCUUAAUUGGGGAAUACUGGUAAUCUUAUGCAUUGUCAUGGAGAAAC